Molecule: messenger RNA, 3440 nt
Organism: Rhododendron vialii
Lineage: Eukaryota; Viridiplantae; Streptophyta; Magnoliopsida; Ericales; Ericaceae
Product: protein PAT1 homolog 1-like
Exons: 5
Coding region: 132-2645 (837 amino acids)
Biological process (GO): P-body assembly; deadenylation-dependent decapping of nuclear-transcribed mRNA
Cellular component (GO): P-body
Molecular function (GO): RNA binding
Source: RefSeq, a predicted model, not a curated record
ACCGGACUGCUCGUUGCGUUUACAUAAAAUGCCUUCGCCGUGCUAGGGUUGGGUUAUAAAGCUCACUUCACGUUACUGUUUCGAAGUCAACAGCGUCUGGAUUGCAUACGCAGUUCAAUUGCUCGUUGAUCAUGCUCCCCUCCCCAGAAAAUGCUCUCUUUGAUGCAUCACAAUAUUCAUUUUUCGGUCAAGAUGCCAUGGAGGAAGUUGAGUUGGGGGGUAUGGAAGAUGAAGAAAAUGAAAUUCCUGUCACUGGGUAUGGUGAUGAUGAGUACCGUCUCUUUGAUAGGGAAGAGGGAUCAGUUACUGGAUCGUUAUCUGAUAUAGAUGAUCUUACAAGUACAUUUGCAAAGUUGAACAGAGUAGUUACUGGACCAAGACAUCCUGGGGUAAUUGGCGAUCGAGGAUCUGGAUCAAUUUCAAGGGAAAGUUCAUCUGUCACCGAAUGGGCACCGGAGGCAGAUUUCCAUGACUGGCUAGAUCAGCAUACGUUUGACACAGAAAGUUUCCAGGAAGGCAAGAGAUGGUCAUCACAACCGCAUAAUUCCUCAUUGCAUCUCUCAGAAACAAAACCCUUGUAUAGGACGUCAUCAUAUCCUCUGCAGCCACAUCAGCAACAACACUUUUCAAGUGAAAGUUCCACCCAGGAAGGAAAGAGAUGGUCGUCACAGCCUCAGAAUCCCUUGUACAGAACGUCGUCAUAUCCUCAUCAGCAACAACAGCUUCAACACUAUUCUAGUGAACCUCUUUUGGUACCCAAAUCGGCGUACACUUCUUUCCCUCCACCAGGUGGCAGAUCUCAGCAGGCUUCACCCCGAAACCACUCCACUCACCUGAAUGUUUCAUCUGUUAUUGGUGGUCAUCAGUUACCCCUUUCUGCCCCAAACCUUUCUCCUUUAUCAAGCUCGAAUCUUCAUUUAGGUGGAUUACAUCAUGGGUUGCAUUACGGUGGAAAUAUGGCUCAGUUAAACCCUUCUGGUCUUGCUAUUAAUAGCCAAACACAAAACCAAUGGGCCAAUCACGCUGGCCUAUUUCAUGGGGACCAAUCUAACCUCAUAAACAAUAUUUUGCGACAGCAAAUCCCUCACCAGAAAGGGUUGUUGUCCCCGCAGUUAAUACCAACACAGCAGCAGCUACUGCAACAGCAGAGAAUGCAUGUUCAACCAUCUUUAGCCCAUUUCUCAGCAAUGCAAUCCCAUUUAUUUAGUGGACUUCCUUCUUUGCCCUCACAUUUGGGUAAAUACAGUGUGGAUACGAGAGACCAAAGAGUUAAAUCAUCACAAAGAAGUAGACACAACAUGCGUUCUUCUCAACACGGUUCCGAUAAUACUAUUACCCAGAAGACUGAUAACAGUUGCCCACAGUUCAGAUCCAAGUACAUGACUGCUGAAGAGAUAGAGAAUAUUCUCAGAAUGCAACAUGCCGCAACGCAUGGGAACGAUCCAUAUGUAGAUGAUUAUUAUCACCAAGCUCGCCUUGCAAAAAAAGCUACUGAAUCGGGAUCUAAACACCGUUUCUGCCCUAUCAACCCAAAGGAGCUUCCUUCUCGAUCACGUAACAGUUCAGAAUCGUCACAUCCUCAUCUCCAUGUUGAUGCACAUGGUAGGGUCUCUUUCUCUUGCAUAAGAAGGCCAAGUCCUCUCCUUGAAGUGGACCCUCCUUCCUCUGCUUUUGGCAAUGGGACUGAGCAAGUUUCUGACAAGCCACUCGAAGAGGAACCAAUGCUUGCGGCUAGAAUCACCAUCGAAGAUGCUCUCUGUCUUCUCCUUGAUGUGGAUGACAUUGACCGCCUCCUAAAAUUUAGUCAACCACAAGAUGGUGGGGCCAAUCUCAGGCGUAAGCGACAGAUGCUUUUAGAAGGCUUGGCUACAUCGCUUCAACUUGUUGACCCACUUGGGAAAAGUGGGAACCCUGUUGGGCUGGGCCCCAAAGACGACAUCGUGUUCUUACGAUUAGUUUCUCUGCCAAAGGGCCGAAAGCUCCUUUCUAGGUACCUGAAACUUCUCUUCCCUGGUGGAGAGCUUGCAAGAAUAGUUUGCAUGGCAAUAUUCCGUCAUUUGAGGUUUCUGUUUGGCGGUCUUCCCUCUGAUUCUGGUGCGACCGAAACAAUCACUCAUCUUGCAAAGACAGUUUCCGCAUGUGUUAAUGGAAUGGACCUUAAUGCCCUCAGUGCUUGUCUUGCUGCGGUUGUUUGUUCAUCAGAGCAACCGCCACUUCGUCCCCUUGGAAGCAAUGCCGGAGAUGGAGCCUCAGUUAUUCUAAAAUCCGUCCUGGAGAGGGCAACUCAACUUUUAACCGAUCCUCGUGCUGCUACCAGUUGUACCGUACCAAAUCCUGCCCUUUGGCAGGCAUCGUUUGAUGCCUUCUUUGAUCUCCUGACCAAGUACUGCGUUAGUAAAUACGAUAGUAUAGUACAAUCGUUGUAUGCACAGAAUCAGCCGAGCACUGAGAUUGUUAGUUCUGAUACUGCAAAAUCUAUAAGCAAGGAAAUGCCUGUUGAACUCUUACGUGCUAGUCUUCCACACACCGAUGAGCUCCAGAGGAAGCUGUUAAUAGAUUUUGCUGAUCAAUCACUGCCUGUGUCUGGAUUUAAUGCUCUUGGAGGGAGCAGUGAUCGAGUAACUCCUGAAUCAGUGAAGGGUUAGCUGAGGAAGUAGGGAUUAUUGGAAACACGUCCUGAAAAAAGAUAACCAUAUUUAUGGCAUGGACUUGACCCAUGGAACAACUGGGUAUAUCCAUCUGUCAGAGGGUAAUAUUAAUGGCUACUUCUAAUUUUCUUUUAUUUCUUCUUUUCCCCGUAUCUCUCCAGGGUACCGACGAAGGUAUGAUCAGAGCCUUUUUAUUCUGAUUCUCUGAAUAAAUGUCUAUUACGUGGAGAAGCCUUGAAAGUAAGUUCGUGCGUAGAAGCUUUUGUUUGGGCAUCGUAAUUCUGGUGCUCUGUCGUGACUCGGGAUAUCGUUGGAUGCAAGGUAGAUUGUACAGGGACAUCCAUGGGAUUAUUUCUACAACUUGUGAUGUUUUCCCAUCUUACUGUAUCGACUUGACCCCCCCUAAAGGGAAAAGAAACAAAAAAACCAAAAGAUAAAAAGGAUGAGAAAUGAAAUUCUUACUGACUGUGAAGCAGAGAUACGCGGGUAUGGCGAGAAAGAAGUCUGAGUUAUGCAAGAAGAGGGUGUUUGUCUGUAAUUCUGUAUGGUUGGGUAGCUUGUUGGUUUUUGAACUUUUAGGUGUUUAAUGUGUAAUAGUCUAAGAUAUUGUUUCAUGUAUUUCUCAGACGUUGGGUUCUAUCUUGUUGUAUAUUACUAGCAAAUUAGUGUCCUUCCUAUGGCCGCACGUAACCACACUCCAGAGGAUAUGGAUGAAUCUUACCCUACUCUCUGGAUGAUCCAGUUAAGAACGUUCCUUUGGUUUAUGUGAAACAACUAUGCAAUUUCUUGUUC